AUGGAUUUUCCCGAUCAUGUAUUAUUUAAUGUAAACGUUGCUGUAGUAGCAAUGGUAUUUAGGAAAAAAUAUGGACAAGAAUUCGAAAGAGCUGAUAGCACAACUGAUAUUAGCAGCGCAAGUAAUGUAAGCUAUACAAGUAAUUCAAGUACAAGAUCGAUAGUUACAUCGGAUGAAAUGUGGACAGCGUCGGAAAAGCUUUACAAUACUCUGAUCCAGUGUUUAGAAACAGAAGAUUCCGUAUUAAAUUUUAUAAAUUGGUUUUUAGACGGUGUACGAAAAACGUUCGAAUCCGAAAACUCUUUCGCAUUUCUAAAACAACAAAUACUAGUAUUUCCCGACACUUGUUUCCUAUGUAAAAAGCCAUAUACGACACCACAAGAUAAAUGGUGUAAUGAAUGUGAGUCACACGUAUUUGAAUCAAAAUUUCAUACAUGGACAAGUGGAAAUUUAGAUCUUGAUAGAUUCAUUCGAGAAACUCAACGAGAAGCGAAAAAUUCUACAGAAUUUUUAAGAUGGAUACCAUUUUCAUCAUUUACCGAAUUGAAUCAAAUUGGUAAAGGCGGAUUCAGUGAGGUAUAUUCUGGAAAUUAUACACAAGAUCGAUUGAAUGGGACAUUAAAACAAUGGGUGACUAAUAUGGAAUGUAUGAUUAUAUUGGAUUAUUUACAAUGCCAUAGUGAAGAAAGUAUUAAAGAUAUAUCCUUAGAAAAAUGGGAUGAAAUUUUGAAAGAGUUUGCCUCAAGAAUGCGACGAAUUUAUGAGAAUAGAAAAGUGUUAAAGUGUAGAUCAUUAGGUCAGUCUAAGGAACAUUCGGAAGUUCAAGUUAAGAGAAAGAGUAGUAUUAGUAGUAUUACAAGAAUCAAGAACCUAUUAAAGAAACGACCAAGUUUAAAGAAAAAUAAAACUAGAUCAUCGAAGUUAAAUCCAUCGACAACAACGAAUCCUUUAAUUAGAAUUAAUCAAAUUCCCGUAACUGUUUCUCCAUUACAAAAUAAAUUCAUUCAAAAGACAGUUGCACUAAAACGUCUUGUGGAUUCACAGGAUCUAAGUUUAAAUUUCAUCAAUAAGUAUCUGAAUCAAAACAGUGUUAACAUAGACUGGUACCAACGUAUAAGUUUAUUACAUGGAAUCGUAAGAGGGAUUUUUGAAUUACAUAAAGCGAACUUAAUACAUCAUAAUUUACAUACCGGUAAUAUAUUACUUAGACAUAAUACGAGAAAAGAAAAAACCGGGAGAUUUAGUACUUCAACUGUGAGAACAUGGAUCUCUGAUAGUGGAUUAUGGGGACCAGCUGGAUCAUCUUCAAGUGGGAUUAAUACAAGCGGAGCAACUUAUAUGGGUGAAAAUAGUAAUCUUAAUAGUACAAUUAUGGGAAAGCAUAAUCUCCAUAGUCAACCUUUUCAUGAUCAACCGCAUGAUAUUAAUUUGGCAACGGAAAUUGUGAAUGGAAAAAGACCCAAUAUAGAUGAUGUUGCCUCUGGUAACAUUCCGGAAUGUUGGUUGAAUUUGAUGAAGAAAUGUUGGGCAUCAAAACCAGAAGACCGACCGAAUAUUGAAGACAUUAAGAAAAUUACCAGUGCAUGGAAUAUGGAAAGAUCGAAAAAUUCUUUGGUCUUUUCAUUUGGUAGAUCUGGAGAUGAUGAUGAUGUUGUUGGACAGUUUUUAGAUGCUGAGAAGAGAAGAGUCGAAAGGUUGAAUAAAGGUAAGCAAGUGGAGAGUUACAAUAAACUAGAAGAAGAAGAAGAAAGUGGAAAUGAGUUAAAAGAAACUGUAACCGAGAGGCUUAACCAAGAUGAUUAUAAUUAUGACUCAAUGAAGAGUCGAUUAUUGGAUUUUUUGGUUGAAGCACCUUCACCAAAUAAUCAUAAAGAUUUAGAAAUAAUUUAUGAGAAUAUCGAUUCUACGAAAAAAGAAAAGGUUGAUAGUGGAUAUCAGCAACCAAUAAUGGAAGAGCACGAAGAUGAAGUUAAACAUGAAGUCGAACCCGAAAAUCCCAUAGAAAAAGAUAGGGAUUCAAAUAAAAAUUUUCAAGAAAAACCAUAUGUUAAUGAACAGAAACAAAUUUUACUAGGAGUUAAACAAGAUAACCAAGAUAGUCCUAUUAAAAAUGGUAUAGAAGCGAAUUCUGAAAUUGGAUCAAAAG
This is a messenger RNA of Funneliformis mosseae, 2146 nucleotides long. The record is from the annotation of a GenBank genome assembly. Lineage: Eukaryota; Fungi; Glomeromycota; Glomeromycetes; Glomerales; Glomeraceae.